Molecule: messenger RNA, 3773 nt
Organism: Fundulus heteroclitus (mummichog)
Lineage: Eukaryota; Metazoa; Chordata; Actinopteri; Cyprinodontiformes; Fundulidae
Product: zinc finger protein 319
Exons: 2
Coding region: 495-2252 (585 amino acids)
Source: RefSeq, a predicted model, not a curated record
UCCAAAGCCGGGACUACACGUCCUAUUUUUUUUUAUAACCAGCUCCAGGUCGCCUUUGUGUUCCUUUAAAAGCAGUUUACGCGGAUCCCGGACGGCGUCUAUCACCGCCAGAGCUCGUUUUAUGGCCCCUUUCUAGGUUGGCCCUCAGCAUGAAGCGGCUGUAGCUGCUGCAGCGCCGCGGCAACGGGUCGCUGCGUGGCGGUUUCCGGUGUCCGUUCGUCUGCUGGAGGAUGGCGUCCGGCUUCGACCGCAUCCUCUCCGCCGCCGGUCCUCCCGAGUACCGAAAGCACGCACGGUUACCGAGCGCAGACCGGAGACAGCGUUGAGGGGCGUCGAUGAGCAGCUCCGGUUUUUUCUCCAGAUACCCGAGGAACCCUGAACUGUCCACCAGAGGCCCGCCUCUCAUUUCUCCAGCUACAUCCAUCCCUGGGCCAGAUUUGGGAUUUAAUCCUCCCCCCUCUGAGCGCUGAUCUCCCUGCAUCCACGGUGGAAGGAUGACGGAGGCAUGGCAGCAGCAGCAACAGCAGCAUGCAGUGGCUCCACCCUCCGUUGUACACACUCUCCCACAGGCAGGCGACAACUCUCUGAGCUGCACCGUGUAUGGGGUGGUCCUGCAGCCCGACGCCUCCCUGCAGCCCCAGCACCCCCAGCAGCAUGUCGUUCAAGCCCAGCAGGCCUCCCUGCAGGUAGGGGCCGACAGAGGGCACAAGUGCGGAGCCUGCGGCCAUGACAUUUCCCACCUGGCCAAUCCUCACGAGCACCAGUGCAUGGUGACUCAGGACCGAUCAUUCCAGUGCACGCAGUGCAUGAAGAUCUUUAGCCAGGCGACCGACCUGCUCGAGCAUCAGUGUGUGCAGGUGGAGCAGAAGCCUUUCGUGUGUGGCGUCUGCAAGAUGGGCUUCUCGCUGCUCACCUCUUUGGCCCAGCAUCACAACUCGCACGGGAACAAUCCCAUGAAGUGCUCCAUCUGCGAGAAAACCUACCGGCCGGGUUCUGGGAACGUCACGCCGACCUCGUCGGCCGCCAACCCCCAGCAGCCCGCCGGCGGAGAGACGUCCGGCGGCGGCGCCGUCAUCAGCGCCUCGUCUCCGCCCACGUUCGAGGCCUCCGCGCCCGACAGGCCGUACAAGUGCUCGGUGUGCCACAAAUCCUUCCGACAUCUGUCCGAGCUGACGCGCCACGAGAGAGUCCACACCGGGGAAAAGCCAUACAAAUGUGACACGUGUGACAAAAGCUUCAGCCAGUCCUCGCACCUGGCGCACCACCAGCGCACGCACAGCUCCGAGCGGCCAUACAAAUGCGCCGUGUGCGAGAAGAGCUUCAAGCACCGCUCUCACCUGGUGCGGCACAUGUACGCCCACUCGGGCGAGCACCUCUUCAAGUGCAACCUGUGCGAGAUGCACUUCAAAGAGUCGUCGGAGCUGCUGCACCACCAGUGCCAGCCCGAGAGCGAGAGGCCGUUCCGCUGCGGCUCGUGCGGGAAGAGCUUCAAGAGGCCGUCCGACCUGCGGCAGCACGAGCGCACGCACUCCGAGGAGCGGCCUUUCCAGUGCGACGAGUGCCAGAUGAGCUUCAAGCAGCAGUACGCUCUGGUCCGCCACCGCCGCACUCACAAGAACCCGGCCGACCGGCCGUUCAAGUGCAACCUCUGCGACAAAGGCUUCCUGCAGCCGUCCCACCUGCUCUACCACCAGCAGGUCCACGGCAUGGAAAGCCUCUUCAAGUGCGCGUCCUGCCAGAAGUCCUUCAGCCAGUCGGGGGAGCUCCUGCGGCACAAGUGCGGCGGCGAGGUGGAGAAACCCUACAAGUGCGACGUGUGCGGCAAAGGCUACAAGAAGAACUCCACGCUGCAGCGCCACCAAAGCACCCACUGCUCAGAGAAGCCGCUCAAGUGCUCUCUGUGCGACAAGCGCUUCGUGUCGUCCUCCGAGUUCGUCCAGCACCGCUGCGACCCCACCAGGGAGAAGCCGCUCAAGUGUCCCGACUGCGAGAAGCGCUUCAGGUACUCGUCGGAGCUGCAGCGCCACCGCCGCGUCCACACGGGCGAGAAGCCCUUCAAGUGCGCCAACUGCGACAAGAGCUUCAAGCAGCGGGAGCACCUGGCCAAGCACCAGAGCGUUCACUCGCGGGAGACGCAGUUUAAGUGCGUGUGGUGCGGCGAGCGCUUCGUCGACCUGACGGCGCUGCAGGAGCACACGGUGCAGCACACUGCAGAGAACGAGAACUUCCCCGAAGCGCCCUGCAUCCAGUGAACUCAGAACGUGACAUUCGCCCCGAGGGUCCCGGGUCGCCGGCCUCGGCCGGGCCGGUCUUAGUCGAAACUCGCUCCCGUUUUGUCCGACCUUUAGGACUCGGCUCAUCCUCUCCCGUUCAGUGAGUCCGAGGCGCCGAGGGAAUCAGGAUCCCGCUUCGUUUUCCGCAACGAAACCUCCAGCAGAGAGAAAAAGAAGUGAUAUUUGGAUCGUGGGACGGUUUUCCUCUGUAACGUCUGGGACCGUAGUCUGUGGCUGCAUGUGGUUGUUUGUUUCGUAACCGUUGAAUCUGUUGUUGAGAAAGAAGGCUCCAGCUUCCAGACAGUCAUCCCAUUUGUGAGUGCUCUGUGUCGCUUCCCUCUUCAGUCCAUGUGCCUUUUUUUUUUUUGUUUUCUUUUUUUUUCUGCUCACUCGUUUAGUGUUUUUAUUUUAAUUUUUUAUUUAACGUCAUGUCUAGUGAAGCUGAAAGCUAACCCCCCUCCUCCUCCCCCGCCCCCCCCCCAAACAACAAUAGGUCCAGGCUAAAAUCAGCUGUUUGUGCAUGGAUACUUAUCUCACCUUAGUAUUGCUGUUAAGUUUGGUUUAUUUAGGACAACGUCCUCAGAGGAAGAGGAAAAGACUUCACAUGGACGUGUGAAACUGUAUAGCCCGUGUUCUAUAAAAUCUGUGUUGUUGUAUCUUUGUAUUAAAACAAAUGACGUGUAGGUAACUAACCCGCAUACCUACGCUGUCAUAGAAACACUUGACUUGUGCAAUAGGACAUGCACAGUGUAAUAUUUAUGACUACUGAUUCAUGGAAUAGUCUACUCUGGUAUAUUAUAGAUUGUGUGUAUACGCUCUGUAAACUCUGAAAACUGUAUAGUGCUUCUGUUACCUGCUUUUUUUAUUCACUCUUAAUGAGCUCGCUGUGCUCCGCAGGCAGCUUAGUUGCAUUUCCACCAGAAUUAUCACAAGGUUUAACCCCCACAAAGCAUUAUGUUGCUCACUUGCCACAGAAGUAGUUGCAUUAGUUUUAGAUUUAACAGAAGUUAUUGUUAUUAUUAUUAUUAUUAUUAUUGUUAUUAUUUGUUUUUAAGAAUUGGCCUUGUAUUGUUUCCACAGAAUCCUAGCCUGCUCCUGGUCCAAACAAGACGUAACAAUCUGAGUAAAACUUGCCACUUAUGUGUUGGUUAAAGGAUAAAAAAAAAAGAAGAAAAAAAUAUGUGUACUUUAGUUUAAUGUGUGGAUUUCUAUAUUCUGUACAAUCUUUGCAGUAUAUUUAAAGGAAAGUUUUGGAGUAGAAGUCAUGGACUGAGGGGUUACAGGGUGGGAAGGGGUUAGAUGAGGUUGGGAUGCGACUGGGCCCCGGUCUGAAUCCUGGUGAGUCUGCUUCAAAAUCUCUCGUUGCAGUACGAGGAGGAGGAGGAGGAGGAGUGCAUUGAAGCAUAUGGAUAUCAUUAUAGACUCCUAUUCAUACUGUAUAUUAAAAUAAACCACCCUUAUAAUAAGUUGUGUGUCUGCAUUAAAACUAUUCAGAUAAAA